ACUUGCACUCUCAUUCUAUGCAAACUCAAACACGUUUCUUCUCCUCAAUCCUUAAACACUUCCACCUACGUUGUUGUUGUUGUUUUUGCUGUUGUUGUGACCUUUCAUUCUUCAAAAAACAUGGCUGCCGAAGCUUCUCAAGACGUUGAUCUCAAGCUUGGAGAACCCAAGGGACCCAAAGAGGAGCCGGAGACGGAGAAUGGGUCGCCGUCGACGGCGGCCAUACGCGUGAUGCCGGUGGCGGUACACGUACCGGCGGGGAUGUCUAUGUCCAUGUCCAUGCAAGUGAGCAAGGCUUUGGCCCAAGCCCAAGCCCAACAACCACCGCAGAAAAGGGCCUCCACCAAAGACCGCCACACCAAGGUGGAGGGUCGAGGCCGGAGGAUCCGAAUGCCCGCAACAUGCGCGGCCCGGAUCUUUCAGCUGACCCGAGAACUCGGGCACAAGUCCGACGGCGAGACAAUCCGGUGGCUCCUCGAACACGCGGAGCCGGCCAUCAUCGCCGCCACCGGCACCGGAACCGUACCCGCCAUCGCGAUGUCCGUCAACGGAACCCUCAAGAUCCCAACCACAACAACUUCAACAACAGCCUACAGCAAAAACUCCGACCCGGAAUCCGGCGACCCGCCCGAGAAGAAAAAACGCAAACGACCCGCGAACAGUGCUUACGUGGACAUAAACGACGGCGCCGUUUCAGUCUCCGCGGGACUAACAACCUCAACACCGAACCCAUCGGCCACCGCGACAAUUCCGCAACAAACCGCGAUUCCGUUACCGCAAGGCGUGGUCCCCAUGUGGGCCAUACCCUCAAACGCCGUCGUUCCAACCGCAGGGGCGUUCUUCGUGGUUCCUCCCAUGGCUGGACCUUCGAACCAGCCUCAGUUCUUCACCAUAGCUCGUCCAAUCUCCGCCUUCGUCUCCUCCAUGGUCACCCCGCUUCAACUCCAAACAACCUCAACCUCCGUUCCGUCGUCGAAAUCGCCGGCGAGAGCGACCUCCAUGGCUCCGACCACCACCGCAUCCUCCGCCGUAUCCGGCGUCACGACGACGCAGAUGCUGAGAGAUUUCUCGCUUGAAAUCUACGACAGGCAAGAGCUUCAAUUCAUGUCACGCUCUUCUUCGAAGCAUUGAGAUUGAGAAAGAGAAGAACGUUGAAUCAGGUUGUGGUUUCCGCCGUUAACGACGUCGUUUAGGGGAAGCGAAGAAGAAGAGCACGUGCGCACGUGAGGUCGGAUUAAAAAUGGUGGGGACCACUUUCGUGUGGGUCAACACGAAAAGUGGAGGGGAAGGUGGGGACCCAAUGGUGGUGCUGCUCCGUGGACCGUGCAAGGAGGGUACUAUAAUUUUUUUUUUUAAAAAAAAAUAAUUAAUUAGAAUAACUAUUAUUCCAUGUUUUAUGAAGAUUUUUAUUAUUGAUUUUAAGUUGGCAUGCUUUGAAUUUUAUGUAAAUGUACUUAAAAUCAGUGAUAAAAAUCUUUUUUUUUUUUUUAUUUAAAUGCAUUAAUAAUUUCUCCCGUUACUCUCGUUGUCUUUAAUUUUCUUAGUUGGUGAGGGUUGAUCGUGGUCAUUCAUGUGAGUGUUAGGUGUGGGGCCCAAUGGUGGACCCUACGGGACCCUUUAUGCACGGUUCUCGAGCCUGUCUUUCCAAUUUGGUCCCUCUCGUGGGGCGAGUGAGUCCAGAAGGACACGUGUCGUGUUGUGGAUAGUUGACAGGUGGGGUACCACUUUUCAGUUCGACACGUGGGGGUUUUGUGGAGGGCCCACGUUACAGUACACAGAUCCCUUUAUUGGUUUUGAUUUGCUUGGCCCAAAGAAAACGUGAAGGGAAAAUUAAUAUAGAAAAAAGAAAGAGAAUGAUGAAUGGUAUCAGAUGCGCGAAAUCUUUUUAUUUUUCUUGAUUUGCUUUGAAGUUUAGCUUUGUAGCGUAUCUGGCAUUGUUGGAUCGUAUUAUGUUCUUCAUGUUGUUGUUGCCCCUUUGAGGCUUUGAGUGCUAUUUUUACACCGUUAACA
Messenger RNA from Gastrolobium bilobum, 2010 nucleotides. Its product is annotated as transcription factor TCP9-like. The coding region runs from base 121 to 1131 and encodes 336 amino acids. NCBI's taxonomy places the organism in Eukaryota, Viridiplantae, Streptophyta, Magnoliopsida, Fabales, Fabaceae. Gene Ontology annotation, cellular component: nucleus. Gene Ontology annotation, molecular function: sequence-specific DNA binding; DNA-binding transcription factor activity. The transcript has a single exon. The record is from RefSeq and is a predicted model, not a curated record.